Messenger RNA from Acipenser ruthenus (sterlet), 4929 nucleotides. RefSeq names its product ras-associating and dilute domain-containing protein-like. Gene Ontology annotation, biological process: signal transduction; substrate adhesion-dependent cell spreading; neural crest cell migration. Lineage: Eukaryota; Metazoa; Chordata; Actinopteri; Acipenseriformes; Acipenseridae. Gene Ontology annotation, cellular component: microtubule. The coding region runs from base 325 to 3651 and encodes 1108 amino acids. The record is from RefSeq and is a predicted model, not a curated record. Gene Ontology annotation, molecular function: GTPase binding. The transcript has 15 exons.
UCCCAGUAGAUGGAGACAUUAAACUUACUGGGAGAGCACCUCGUACCAGCUGCUUGAGACAGCCACCGCCAGAAUAUGAGCGACAAAGCUUAUGUGCAAUUCGCACAUCUCCGGCGGGACUCGUACCCAGGGAAUGUAUCUGCAAGUGGCAUGAAACGGUAAUCAGAAAGAGAAGCGCGAGGCGAACAAUUUGAGCAGAGCGAUCACACAGCGGCGAGAGGGAGGCGAGGCAGGCAGCGACUAGACUGAGCAAAGGAUAGGUAUCAAGUUAAAAAAAAGGGGGCAAACCGCAAGAAAUAGAAGUAGAAAUAAACUGAAGCAUGGAUGUUGGGAUUGCAGAAGAGGUCUAGAUCCUGCCGGCCUAGUGAAAGCUCCAGAGUCAUGUUCUACGGGUCUUCUGCAAGCAUGUCCCUGCCCUCCAAGAAAAAACUGAAGAGGCAGAGCCGGACCUUCACACAGGUCCUGUACCGAACUUUGAGUUACCGGGACCGCCGCUCUGUCACCGACAUCAGCGACCAGGUGGCCGAUGACCCCGCCGAGCUGUCCACCCAGACCUCUGUCCCCGGGGUGCUCAAGAUCUUCGGGGAUGAGAUCUGCAUGGGGGCCAACUACAAGAGCGUGCUGGCCACCCCGCGCUCCAGCGCCCAGGAGCUGGUGAAGGAGGCCCUGGAGCGCUACUCCCUAAACAAGGCUGCUGUCUGCAAGUACCUGCUCUGUGACGUCAUCGGGAGGUUUGAGGGGGCGGACAAGCGCUGGCGGACCGAGUGCCUCAGGGCCCUGGGGGACAACGAGAAGCCCCUCCUGCUGCAGGAUUUGUGGAAGCCGAAGGAAGGGUUCGUCCGCAGGUUCGAGCUGCGCAGACGGGCUGAAGUGGAGGAGAUGGCUGCCAGAGAGAAAGACACUGUCACAGCAGAUAUAAACGCCCAGGCGAGGAAGCUGCAGCGGAACCGAGCGAAGGGAACCACAACCCUGUCCCCGGGGGAGUCAUUCUGCCGCAGCCUGAGCGAGACCAGCAUCAACCUGGCGGGCGGGCCUGGAGAUGAGCCCAAGAGAUACUACUCCACACUGCCAGGGCCGCUGCGAGGGUGGGCAGGGAGGGAGGGCUCCCACCACGGCAGGAAGAAGAAGGAGGAGAGGGAGGGCGGGGGCAUGCGACACUCCCUCCACCACUCACCCCACCUGCUGCUGCUCCAGGGAUUCAACCAGCGCAACGACUGCCUGGUGUACCCCCUGAACCGAGACCAGCACACCGUGGGUCAGGAGACAGCCUCGGCCCGGCCCAACAUCUGCCUGUCUUCCCCGGACGUCCUGCAGCUGCACUGCAAGAUCAGGAAGAUCCAGGUGGUGAGGCGCUUCAGCCAGACUGUGGAGGAGAGGCUGGUGGUGGAGCCGCUCCCUCAGGCCAGCGUCUUAAUCAACUUCUCCAGAGCAGACCGCACCAGCCAGCUGCGCCACGGGGACCUGCUCUCCUUCGGUGCCCACUACAUAUUCCUCUACAAGGACCCUGUGAGUGCCAAGCCUCUUCCGACACAGACACUCAGCAGGCUUAAAAUCCUCUUCCAGCUGCCCGAGCCUGAGCUGGACCUGGCGACCCCCCUGGCUUGCAAAAUGUGUGGCAGCGUUAUCAAGGAGAAGCAGCCGCAGCAGCAGCAGCAGCCCGUCCGCAGAAGUUUCAAGCCCCACCUAAUGAAAAGCAAAAGCCUGCAGGGAAGGAAGCUGCACCUGGACUUCGAGAAAGCCCAGGAGGACGAGUUGAUCGGGAGAAUAAUAUCCCUCAUCGAGCCAGGUGGGGAUGACCACAAGCUGACCCCAGCGUACCUGCUUUGCCUGUGCAUCAAGCAUUCAGCUACAGCCUUUGAGGCAGGAAGCUUUGGGAAGCUUCUUCUAAAGAUUGUGAAAAGGAUACAGUCUAUAGCUUGGGAGAAGACUAAAGAGCUGGCAGAGAAACAGGCUGAGCACCAGGACGCAGCCUCCCUGUCCCUGCUGAGUGUCACAGACCUGGUCCCAGACCUGCAGCUCAUCCUGUUCUGGAUGUCCAACUCCAUCGAGAUCCUCUACUACAUCCAGCAGAAGACCCCAGGCUUCCUGCAGAGCAUGGAGCAGCUGGAUGUGAAAGGUUCUAAAGUAUCCCUGCUCUCCACCGCCAUAUCAGCCAACGAGGAAGCCAUGACUAUUUUAGAGGAAGUGAUCAUGUACACCUUUCAGCAGUGUGUGUAUUAUAUCACCAAGUCAUUGUACAUCUCCCUGCCCGGCUUGCUGGAAUGUAACCCUUUUCAGGCUGAGAACAGUGACCCCUGCUGGCGAGGAGGCUCCCCUGCGCUCCCAGAGCCUGUUCGCAAGGUGGUUCUGAUCUACCAGACCACACUGGACCUGCUGCAGCAGUACCAGGUGCACUCCGAGGUCCAGUCCCAGAUGUUUGCUUACCUCUUCUUCUUCACCAACGUCUCUCUUUUCAACCAGCUCUUAGACAAAGGUCCGCUGCGGGGCUGGUUCCACUGGUCUCGGGGCGUGCAGAUCCAGGGCAGUCUUCGUCUGGUGCUGGAGUGGGCUGGGAAAGUUGGCCUCAGUCACCUGGCCGAGGAGUUCUUCUCCAAGUUCUCCAGCGCUGUGAGCCUGCUGGCCACGCCAACCCUGCAGCUCGUGCAGAUGACCUGGAAGUCUCUCUGCAGUGAUUACCCAGCUCUCAAACCGGCCCAGCUGCACCACCUCCUGACUAAGUACCAGCUGGCUCCGGAUGCAGGGCCUGUCCUGGCCUGGCAGCCCAGCCCAGAGGAGAAGGCACAGAUCUACAGGACAGUGGAUCUUGCGGAGAGUUUUGAGAACCACCCCCCCAUUGUCCUGCCCAGCAGUGGAUUCCAGGUUGACUUUGAGUCGGACACUGUGGAUGACAACAUCUACAGACAGCUGCUGUAUGUGCGCCACUUUCUGUGGAGCCUGAGAGCAAAGUCCCCCUCCACCAACGGCAGCACAGAUUCCCAGGAGUUACAGAGAGAGCCACCGUUAUCUCAUUGUAGCCCAAGGCCGGUAGCUCCAAUAGGUCACAGCACCCCAACCAACCACUAUCACACUGGCAGCCACCUGGAGACCCAGCUGGACGGGAGAGUCUCGGUCGUGUCCAAUCUCAGCAGCGGUCCUAGAGAUGGUCAGUGUCACGAAGACAGGCUGAAUCACAUGGGGAGGAACAGCUCGUUUUUGCAGAGCAUGCAGCCCCUGGACCCCUCCUGUCUGCUGACCUCUCCCAACACACCCCUCUACACUGACUUCAGCCAGCAGAACAGCUCGCCACUCAACAUGGGGGGCAGGACUAUCCAUGACAUCAAUAAAGAACUGAACGGCUUUACCGUCAGUGGAGUGGAAGUUGAGCUGGACAAGGGACCCUUCGGACUAGGAAUGGGGCUGAUUGAUGGUCUGCACACGCCCCUCAACACCCCUGGGAUCUAUAUCCGAACACUGAUCCCUGAUGGGCCAGCUGCUUCCGACGGGAGGCUCAACAUUGGAGACAGAAUCUUAGCUGUGAAUGGAACCAGCCUGAUUGGAGCAGACUACCAGAGUGCUGUGGAUCUGAUCCGUGUGGGAGGCGGGAGGCUCCGUUUCCUCGUCGCCAAGUCCGACAUGGAAGUCUCGGAGAAAAUCAGUGCAUCGUCCUGUUAAAAGGGUAAACCUAUCCCAAUCUACCACUGUGCUUUAAAUGCAACUGUCCUCUGCAGCUAAUCUGGGAGAGUGGCUACACACUUUUCAUACCAAGCAAGAUCAUUGCUCCUGCAGUAUGCUGCUCACAAAAACUUCUGAUUCAAUGGAUUAAUAGUUCUGAAAAGUAUCAAUUGUCACUUAAGGCUGAAGAUUAAGUAAUAUAUUGGCAUAUUAAACUUCUGUAGCCUCCCUAGGAACCUGGCCAACUGUAUUUCUUGGCUGUUUUCCUGGUUUCAGGCUCGGCCGGAUUAGGAUUUUAAAAUCCUGCAUCCCUUUUUUGGAAAAACGGUGCUAUGAAACGAAGAAAAGAACAGAUCUUAUAUUGGUGGCGAAACAGAUUCAGUCACAAGCAUUUUGAUUAUGAACUCUGUAGUUCCUUACAAAAGGGUUGUUUUAAGUGCCAGUUUAUUAACAAAACAACUUUUGAAUUUGAAAGCACAUCACCUUUCAAUUAUUAUAAUUUUUUUUAACUUGAAUAAAUUAACAUAUUGAGUUUGUGUGUCUUUACCAACAUACGUUCUUUUACCAAUUGCGAACAUCAAUCAGUAUUAACUACUUGUAUUUGUUACAAUGACACUUGUAAUGUUUAAUUCUAUUGUUGGUUUUGUCUGUAGUGUAUUUAUUGUUGAUUUAAUCUGUAUAUGAAUGAAUGUAAUCCAAUUUUAACCACUCAAAUGUAUUUAUAACCAAAGGGAAAAUUGUUAUCUUUUAGAAAUGCAGUUAUCGUCUGAGAACUGAGUUGUUGCAUCAAAAGUACCAGAUAUGUGCAUGUUUAGCACACUUUUGUACAAGCACCACCAAGUGGCUACCUACUGCUAUUACACCAAUAGAACACUAGGAAUGUUCAUUGUUUCUAUAUUUUUUGAGAAGAUUGAACAUCUAGAAAGGACUUGUGUACACAUACACGGUUCUUUGUUUUAACAAUUCAUUGACAGAAAUACUUGCAUAGAGAAAAAAAGUCACGCUUAACAGCAAGGACAAUUAUUACUUCUGUUUUGGUAAUUUGUUUGUCUUUUAGAAUAUGCAGCAGUUCAUGGAGUAUCUUUAUGACGGUAAAGUAUAUGAACUAAAACUAAACUCACAAGUAACAAAUUGCACUGUAAUUUUGUUGACAUUUCUGUUUAAGUAUUUGUAUUGUUAAUAUUGUCUCACGUUUGGGCAUGUGCUUUUCCAGUCGUUGGCGAGAAACAAUCUCAGUACUGGUGCACUUCAGAGCUCUUUUUCUAUACAUAUUAAAAG